UAGACGUACUGCUUCCGCUUCCGUUCCUGUUUUUUUUUUGUCAACAGUGGGCAGCACGAGUUGGCCAGGAGAAAAAAUGCCGAAGAAUCGCAAACCGAAGGGCAAACCCGCGGAAAAGGUUGUCCAUCCGUAUAGCAGGAAAGCUGCCUACUUGGCCAGUGAGGAAAUACGGCUAAAGAAGAAAGAAAGACAGAAGAUUGACAAGGCAGCACGUCUGAACACCAUCGGAGAGAAGCUGCUGUGGUUCCAGGCGCAGUUGGACCCGCAAAAGACCAGUUACAGCAAAAAAGAUGCUUGUGACGUCAUUGAGAGGUACCUCCAGAGGUUUGAUUCAGAGCUGGAGCAGAUUGAGCUGGUGAACAGCAUCAAGGGUCGUCAAGGUCGUCUGCACGGUGCCAGAGAGAGCGCCAUCAAGCAGAAUAUCGAGCGGGAGCGAGCGCAGUACGAGAGCGUGGGCUUAGAGAUCCCAGACUUCAUCAACACAAAACACCUGAAAACCUUCAGGGAGUGGACGGGAGACCUGAAGAAACUUCCAAACAUUAAGCUGAGAAAGGUUUCAAGCAAAGGCGUGGAAGUGAUGGACGUGGGAGAGGAGAAGAACGAGGCUUCUGAAGAAGAAGAAGACGGAGGAAUGGAAAGGAUGUGUGACGCCAGUUGACCUACAGUAGGACCCACAGGUUGGAGACACCUUCACAUUAGCGGGCUGGAGGAUGUCUCCAAACCUUUGAGCGGCACUGUCUAACUUUAACCAGCAGAUGGCGCCAGAUGUAAAGGAAGUGGUAGAGCAUAGCUGAGGUGGACUGUUCUUAUUCCUUGUUAGACAGGAAAAGGGAUCCUUGUCAUACCAAAGUGGUCAUCAUCAAAGACGCCAUCUGGCCUUGGCCUUUUGGCUGAAGACGACCGUCAGGAGACCAGGAUAAGGCUUCUAGACGCUGCUUUGGUGUCCAAAGGAAGACCAAAAUAAACCUUUACCGCAUCUUUAUGGA
Doryrhamphus excisus (bluestripe pipefish) is the source of this 986-nucleotide messenger RNA. RefSeq names its product translation machinery associated 16 homolog (gene tma16). Gene Ontology annotation, cellular component: nucleus. The record is from RefSeq and is a predicted model, not a curated record. NCBI's taxonomy places the organism in Eukaryota, Metazoa, Chordata, Actinopteri, Syngnathiformes, Syngnathidae.